Molecule: messenger RNA, 2616 nt
Organism: Plasmodium vinckei vinckei
Lineage: Eukaryota; Apicomplexa; Aconoidasida; Haemosporida; Plasmodiidae
Product: CIR protein PIR protein
Exons: 3
Coding region: 1-2616 (871 amino acids)
Source: RefSeq, a predicted model, not a curated record
AUGGACCCUAAAAAAAUGUGUGAGUUAUUUCGUGAAGCUGAUAGUUAUUUUAAUGGUAAAGAUGUCGAUACGACGAAAAUUAGCGAACACAAAACCAUCAAAGGAUAUUGUAAUAAUGGUGGUUGUAAAACAAAUGAAGAUGGUAUUAAUGCUGUGGCCAAAUAUAUAAUUAUAAAAUUCAAAAGUUCAAUAAAAAAGGAUGAUGAGUAUAAUCAUUAUGAUGAAUAUUUAUUGAUGUGGAUAAGUGAUAAAUUGCUUAAGAUACACAAAAAAGGAAAAGGCAAAAAUAUUGGAAAAGGCCGUAUGGAUGCUUUUACUUUAAAGCAGGCUUAUGGAGAGUAUUUAGAGAAACAUAAAAAAGGAUUGGAUUAUUGGGGUCUUUUAGAUAUGAAUCAGGGUUUGAAAGAAGCUAAUCUUAAGUAUAUGAGCGAAUUUUAUAAAUUACUUAAUAUAAUAUGUAAAAUGAUUACAGAUUAUAAUAACGGUUCCAGAAAGAAAAUUCCUAAAUAUUCUACCGAUUGCGGUCGUCAAUAUAAAACCCUUUAUAUUAACAUUUCUGAAUGCAAAUCAUAUCUUGAUUUAUUGAAUAAAUUAAAAGGUGUAUAUGAUGAUUUUAGUUCUAAUAUUAAGAAAAAUCGUUCAAACAAUAAAUUAGCAACUAAUCUUAAAAAACUUACACCAGAAGAUGGAGACGAGUUGGAAGCGGUGCGUGGUUUUAAAUCAUAUGACUUCAAUCGUCCAAAAUGUAAAUUCCCCAUAAAAAAAAAAACUACACCCCCCAAAGCUUCAAAACUUAAUCCAGGACCAGCAUUGAAUACAAAGAUUCAAAGAGAAUCACCUGGCUCUCAAGGUGUAUCAAAUUCUACAGGAGGUCAAUUAUCAAAUCAAGGGGAUACAUCAAAAAAUUCAGAUAGUGACCAACAUAAAACAACAAAUGAAACAGGAAAACAAGGUGGUGGAAUAGUACAUAAACCAGAGCAAUCACCAGAUGGCCAACAACAAAAUUUAGAGUCUAAACAAGGAAAUUCAAGUAGUGGACCAGAAAUUUCAGAUGAUUUGAAAGAUAUUGACCAAAAACCUCCUACAAAUGAACUAGAAAAACAACCAUUAGUAUCAGAGACAAAAGAACCAUCGCCACCGGAAACAUCACAGAAAACACAACUACAAACACAAUCAGAUCCUGUACAACCAGAAUCACAAAACGUUCACGAAUCAAAAACACCUCAAAAAGAAGGGUCAAGUCAUCCAAAUGGGCAAGGCGUUUCUAAAAAUGAUCCAAAGGUUUCAGGCAGUGAAAACGGAAAUCCGGAUGAUGAAGGCCAUGAACCAGGAGCUCCAAGUGAUGGAACAGGUGAUCCCCCAUCAGGAAACCAUGUACCAAGUCAAGGCGGCAAACAAGAUAUAACAAAUCCACUAGAUAAAAUAGGAACACCAACAGCAGGAGGAUCUAUUGAUUUGAAGUCAUCAUUUUUUGAAUUAAUAUUAAAAGGAAACGAAUAUUAUAAUAAAGCUUCCGAUUUUAUUGAUCAAAAUCAGCAAAAGUUCAAAGAUGCUGGGAAGAAAAUCAGUGGUGCAUAUAAUAGCGCCGUAGAUAUUUUAAAAAGUGCUUACAAUGCAUCUAGCAUUUAUUUUAAUGACAUGAUUAAUAGCAUAACUAACCAAAUUAAUCAAUAUGACACUCCUAAAUCAAGAAAAUCAGGGGAUAAAUUACCACAAAGUAAUGAUAAUUCACAAAAAAGUGAAGAUCCAUCACAAAUUCCACCAAAAGAACAGACACAAAUUACAUCGCCAGAUCCAUCACAAGAUCCAUCAUCAAAAUCCACACCAAUCUCAUCACAACCAAACCAAUUACCUCCACAAACACAAGAUGGUCAAAGCAAAGAUAAUCGUUUACAAGAGUCACCUCCUACACAAAAUAUUGAUUCACCAAAUAGUAAACAAGUAAAUCCUUCUGAUUCAGGUGAUAAUCAAUCUGAAUCAGGCGGGACAGGGGAUAACCCACCCACACCUAAUGGCUCACCAACGCCUCAAAAACAUACAUCUCAAACUCCAUCAGGAACGCCACACAUUUCAUCACCGUCGCCAGAUCCUAAGGAACAAACUACCCCAUUUCAAUCGUCUCAGGGCACGUCUGGAAACCAAAAUUCUGAUCGAACCAAUCAAGAAGGACCUAAAAAACCAGUGACAAGUCCAGUGGUUAAGAAAGAAAAUAUAGGAACCGAAUUAAAAGGAAAUGUAAUAACAGAAAUAGGUGGUGAAUAUGUAUUAAAAAAAUACAAAAAAAUUGGAUUGUCAAUUAUAGUUAUUCUAAUACCAAUUACUUUAACUAUUCUGCACAAGUAUUUGUCAUCUGGAUGGAGAAAAGAAUUAAAGAAAAAAACAAACAUGAAAAAGGUUAUAAAUUCAAUUGGAGGAAAAAAACAAAUACAAAUAAUUAUAAAAUCAUCUAAUCAAAAAAAGAAUACUAAAAAAUCUAUAAAUUCCGUUUAUGGGGAAAAAUCUCCAUCAUUAAAUAUAUACAAGAUUAUGCAGGCUGAUCCUGUACCAUUUAUUAAUUUAUUUUUUUUGCUGAUUUUUUUUGUUUAUAAAAGAAAGCGCGAUUUCAUAGAAUUAUAA